Messenger RNA from Entelurus aequoreus (snake pipefish), 497 nucleotides. RefSeq names its product protein EOLA1-like. Lineage: Eukaryota; Metazoa; Chordata; Actinopteri; Syngnathiformes; Syngnathidae. The coding region runs from base 154 to 456 and encodes 100 amino acids. The record is from RefSeq and is a predicted model, not a curated record. The transcript is spliced from 2 exons.
AGAAGAAUGGCGGUUGCCGGAAGUAGCUUCGUUGCGUCUUUAUAUUUACUUCUUUUCGACCAACACUGCUGACAUUAACGGCUCACCUUUAUGGAAUUAAAACAUCAUUACUUUUGUACAGCCUUCAAAUUAAGAGCGGAAGUCAGCUGAGUCAUGGAGCGCAGCCUGCACGUCAGCUGCCUUUCCUUCCGCCAGCCUUUCGCGGGGUUCCUUCUGGACGGAAAAAAGACGCUGGAAAGCCGCUGGAGGCCGCUGCUCGCUCCGCUGGAGGGCGCCACCAUGGCGGUCCACGUCGCCUGGCGGGACUGGGACGGCGAGGAGUGGCGGGAGGUUCUGGGCGGUCCGAUGGGGAUGGACCAAGACCACAUCCACACGCUGCUGGAGUCCGGAGAGAGGUUCGGCCGUGGCGUGGUGGCAGGUGAGCCAAGAUGGCGUCCCCUCUUGCUACUUAGUUGAGGUCAUAGACAUGUUAUAAGUAGACGCAGCAUUGGCUGCUG